Messenger RNA from Anolis sagrei ordinatus, 4021 nucleotides. It is a transcript of the gene RIMS4, whose product is annotated as regulating synaptic membrane exocytosis 4. Gene Ontology annotation, cellular component: presynaptic membrane; cytoskeleton of presynaptic active zone. NCBI's taxonomy places the organism in Eukaryota, Metazoa, Chordata, Lepidosauria, Squamata, Anolidae. Gene Ontology annotation, biological process: regulation of synaptic plasticity; regulation of synaptic vesicle exocytosis; regulation of membrane potential. The record is from RefSeq and is a predicted model, not a curated record. Gene Ontology annotation, molecular function: transmembrane transporter binding; small GTPase binding.
CUCCCAAGGAGUGACGUCACGGCCGCCCCUGCCCCUGGACUCCGGAUUGAAUGAAGGGCCAUUGAGCGCGGAAAGGCGAGAGCAGCGGAUCCCGAGUCGCCUUUCUCUCCUUUGGGGGCCCAGGAGACCCCACGGAGCGGCUGCAGGUGGCUCUGCUUAUCUUCCUCAGCAAGCCUCCUUGGAAGAGGCUCCUGCAGAGAUACAAGAAGAGCAGCAGGAGCAGCAGAACAUCUGCAAAAGAGAGAGAGAGAGAGAGCAGCAGCCGGCAUCCGCUUCCUUCAGGGACAGCAGCUGCAUCCUCCUUGAGCCUCUUCUUGGAAUGGGAAAGCUCCCCUGACAGCCAGCAUCCUUUCCUCCUUUGGGUACCACUCACAACCUUCAUCCCAGCAUCCUUUCGCUCUUGGGUACCACCAGCAUCCUUCAUCCCUUAGAUACCAACAGCAUCCUUUCUCCCCUCUAUCUACCUCCAUCCCUUGGGUACCACUCUCCUCCUCUUCCCCCCUCUUCCCAACCUCAGCAGCAUCUCCUUCCUCCUCUUAGUCCCCUUCUUCUGUGGGCCACUUGGGGUCCCCGUCCCCGCUCCUCUCUCCAGCCCACCUCCAAGCCUCCCUGAGGCCCCUCCACAGCAGCCAAGACGCCGCGGGCUGUGCUCCGAGUGAAGAAUGGGACGUCGAAGCUGUCCAAGCCGCCGCCGCCGCCAACGUCCGAAGCCCCCGGAGGCAGCGGUGGGACUUCAGGGCUUUUCAUGGAACGGUCGCAGAGCCGCCUCAGCCUGUCUGCCUCCUUUGAGGCCCUGGCCAUUUACUUCCCCUGCAUGAACAGCUUUGACGAGGAGGACGCAGAAGAUGGUAGGAAACUCAAAGGCGCUAUCCAGCGGAGUACUGAAACUGGCCUGGCUGUUGAAAUGCCCAGCCGAACUAUUCGACAAGCUAGUCAUGAAUCCAUUGAGGAAAGCAUGAACAGCUAUGGAUCUGAAGGAAACUUGAAUUUCAGUGGCGUUCAUCUGGCAUCUGCUGGACAAUUUAGCGAUUUCCUGGGAAGUAUGGGGCCAGCACAGUUUGUGGGUCGCCAGACCUUGGCCACGACUUCCUUGGGGGAUGUGGAAAUUGGCUUACAGGAGCGAAAUGGACAACUGGAAGUAGAUAUCAUUCAAGCCAGAGGAUUAACCCCAAAGCCUGGCUCCAAAACCCUCCCAGCUGCUUACAUCAAGGCCUAUCUACUAGAAAAUGGGGUGUGCAUUGCAAAAAAAAAGACCAAAGUGGCCCGGAAAUCCUUAGAUCCAUUGUACAACCAAGUGUUGCUCUUUCCAGAGAGCCCACAAGGCAAAGUAUUGCAGGUGAUUGUUUGGGGAAACUACGGACGCAUGGAACGCAAACACUUCAUGGGAGUUGCUCGGGUUCUUUUGGAAGAACUGGACUUGUCAACUUUGGCGGUUGGCUGGUACAAGCUUUUCCCGACAUCAUCCAUGGUGGAUCCCGCUACCGCUCCAUUGCUGCGCCAGUCCUCACAGCUUUCUUUGGAGAGCACAGUAGGACCUUGCUGCGACAGGUCUUAAUGAGCAAGAAAGGACUGAGGGACUGCUUCUGUUUUUAAAGUCAUGCUGUCAAGGUUUUGUUUGCCAGAACGCUGUCCUCAGGCACAUUGCAUCUUCAACCAGUCCUUGAGGGAGCCUGAAGGUGAGGAUAGCCAAGUAACCUUGGGCAGGAAACAGGAUAGAGGCCAGUGACCUUUCUACAUCCAAGUAGGAGGAACAGCAGGGCAUGAAUCCUAAUUGUGGAAUGACAUACACAAGACAUACCUUUUUUCUUUCUGUUUUCCACUGUCAUCCAUACAUCCUUGCUUCAGAGCAAUGUGAAAUCUUGAAAAAUUGCAGCAACUUUUUAAAAUUGGGGAUGGUGUUUUCCUUUUCUUAGUGCUGUUUUACAAAUUUGAAAAAAGAGGACUUUUGGCAAUUCUUAAAUAUUGAAAAGCAAAUAUCUGUCCUAAAAGAAAUAGCAGUUUCAGGGAAACUUUAUGGGUUUUGUAAACUGUUUUUGUUUCCUUCUCGAGGUGGGGCAGGGAGACGAAUCUGCAACACUCUUUAGAACAAGUUCCAUAGUUCUAUUUGAUAUACAAAUGCUGUUGCUGGAUUUUUUUUUUACACUGUGCCAAAUUACCAGCAGUGUCUUCUACUACAGGACUUAGGCCAACAAUACUACAGAGCAUUUUUGCUAGAAGUAUAUACUUUAAUUACAACAGUAAGUUCUAAUACAAAGACUGUAGCAAGUCUCGUAGCUGGAAUGUUGCACAGAAAAUAUUGCUGAAAGCAAACAGGAAAUCUUGCAGAAAUAAGAUUUGCUAGUGCUAGCCCAUUGUUAGAUAUGAACAUUUUACACACACUCAUGCCAUAACUGACCUCAGCUUUUGCUUUCUCUUGUGUUCAUAUUCCCAUAUACAAAUCAAGCUUUGUAUUUUCUGCUGCAUAUCUUGUGAUGUGCCACAUUGCUCUGCAAUACAGAUUGGUUUGAGGUAGCAAUACUUUAUUCUACCAUUGCAAACAAUUCUAGUCUUAAAGGUUAUGUUUUCCUUGAAAGAUGGAUAGCUCAGAAGGUGACAUUAUAUUUGUCACCUGAAAGAUGUGCUUAGGAGAUCAUGUAAUCUUCAUAGAUAAAGGAAAAGAGUGAUGCACCGAUGCAGCUUAAUGUAAUAUACCUGUCAGGUGAAGUGACACAGAAGGAGGAAUUGGGUUUUCAAAAGCUCAAACCCAAAAGGCAGUUAAAGGCUUAGAAGGGUAUUUUCACAUGUGACACUAAUGGCACUUUUUAACCCCUUGCAAUGUGAGUUUUAAAUGAUUGUAAGGUGGGGGAAUAACAUUGGCAUUUCAUGUGGCAUUUUGUCUAUAUGCAAAUCCCUGUAUAAUAUAUGUGUAUGACUUAUGUGUAGACACAUUGUGCCCAUGCUGCAUUCUUUAUCUCCCAUCUGGCACGAUUACUCACCGCGUUGUAUUCAUUCUGGAUUCAGUAAAUAUGGGUGUGUCUUCGAUUGCACUAAUCAGAGGGUGAUGCAGCAGGUAAAGCUUUACUUUUGAACACAGCUUAAUAUAAAUCUUCUGAAGCUGUAAUGACUACCAUCAAGGGAUUGCAAGUGGCAAAAGUGACUUCCCAAGUCUCUUAUGCCAGUGUCCUGGUCACUGAAGAUGGACUUUGGGGAUGGUACUUAAAUGCAAAAAAAGAAGAAUGGUGUAAAUACUUUAUGUUAACAUAAAGAUAGGUAUACAUGUAUAUAUAUAUUCUGCAUAGAGCUAUGAAGACACUAGUUUUCAACACAGUGAUUCGUGUGCUUUAGAGUAGUUGGGUGAUACAUUUGACAGUGCCGAAUGCACAGCUCAAUUAAAGCAGCUUAUCUGGACACAGAUGUGUCUGAAGUUUCUUGAAAGAGUGAUUUUAGAAAGUACCUUAGACUCUAUCUGUAUUUAAAUCUACCUUUUGUACAUGACUACCCAUUUCUUUUUGUCCUCAUUUCUAACAAAGGUUUUUAUUGUUGCUCUCUCACAUCUGUUUUUCCUGUUUGGAUGCCAAAGGGAGAUUUUGUUUGACACUCUUAAGAUGCCAAGUCCUGAACUGACAUUUACGAACCGUCCGGAAAUGGCUUCCUGCCUUGUUAUUACAGCACUGAGUAAUAUCAAGGCUCUACGUGAACUAUGAAAUAAGCAUGGCUAAAGCAUGACUUGCUAUAGAAUGAAACUUAGACAGUCACAUAUUAUAGGUAGCGUUUUUAACAGUUUGGGACAUAAUGACUGAAGUUAGGCUCAAUAGUAAUGAGCUAUGCUAGAGGAAACUAAUAUAGACAAUAAAAUAAGGAAUUUUAAGUCUAGUAAAGUCAUAGACGUUCCAGAGUUUUAGUCUGAUUAUCCUCAUUUCUUCUAUGCCUGUGAUUUCCAUGUAAUUCCUUUUCCGAAUCAUAGUAAAGCUUUUUCUGCAUUUGGGUUAAAGGAAGAUAGUUGCAUGCUGGUCAAAAUAUGUUUGGAUUCUUUGGAUUUUUU